AUGAGUGUCAAUGAAGGCGAGUCGCAGCAGACUGAUGGCAACAGUCGUUCAACAGGCAUUGUCUCACACCAGAGUGAGACGACGCCCCUUGAAUCCAGCGCCAGGGCCCAGCUGGCGUCGCUCUCUCUCGCCUUGGACUCGCGUCUGUCGUUGCCCACUCACCAGAAGUCUUCCUCCACCAUCAGAUUCGUCGGCACCGCAAACAACAACAACGACGCAGAGUCCGGCCAAGCCCAGACAGAACCGAAAAAGUCCAGUACAUCAUCAGUGGCCCCGAUCGCCACCAACCAUUUGGACUCGCCUUCAGCCCUACCCUCGAGACGGCUGGCUUCUAGCUCGUCCACCGCAGCCCUUCGCGUCGCCGAUCAAUUGAGCCAUCAAAAGCAGACGACCGAGCCACAGUCGCUGUCGCACCUGGACGAACAACGUCGCGUCGCCUCUCAGGCAGAUUCGGGUGUCCUGCAUGAUUCUGCAUCCGACUCUGUCCAACGUCAAGCUGAGGGCCAACCACCAGCACCGCGACAAUCGGCGAGAUUGACCACUGCAGCUGCAGUGCCCUCGAGUCCACAGCAAAGUUCCUCCAACAACGACACCAUACCGUCCUCACCACGAACCACCCUACCCCACGAUCACUUCAAAAGAGCCGUCACCUACCCACAGCCGCUGAGACCUGCCCACGACAGCAUUGAUCAAGUCGUCGCGCCCGCCAAUACAUACCUCACAAGCCCGGACGCACUCUCACCACGAGAUCCGAGGGAUUCGGGAGGUCAGCGCGAGCUGCUCCUUCUCAAAACUUUAUCAAACACUAGUGCCACCGAUGAACGACGCGCCUCAACGAACCGGCCCCCAGUGUCUUAUAAACCGCCUGCCAACGUACCCAAUACACAAAACAACGGCAACGGAGCCCCCGUUCGCGUUCCUCCUAUCCGUGGCUUUCGUUCCUCUGGCUCGCGCAAGAGCUUAACGCUGAAUAUGAAUCAGCGAGCUCGUUCUUUUGACGCGAGCGACAAUUCUGACGAUUCUGAUCAUGACCGCACGCUGCGUGCUCUAGAAGGAAAAACCCAAGACAUGUUUCAAAGAGCCCCCCGCGCAUCGGCUCGCCACGAGGGCUAUGACGGCCAGGAUGGUGGGGAUGUCUUUCUUCGAAUUGCCCGCGAAGAGGGUGAUCGCCGUAAUGGUGACUCUCAGGAUGAGACCAGAAACUCUGUGUCUCGUGUCUAUCGAACACAUCGCCGGCCACUCUCAACGAAUGUCGCUUCAUACAACCCCAGGUCGCCGCCGUCAAUUGCUCGACGAAUGUCCGACGACCAGGACGGUGGCCGUGUCACGAGAUACAUCGACGACCGCGCAAGCGAAAUCACGAGGUCAUUGACCCAGAGACUUCACUCGAGGGACCACAAGGCGGCCUCUACACACCCAUCCGAAGAUGUCUAUCGCUCGUCGCGACCGGGAGGCGUCGGUCUACGGGCCUCACCAUUGGCACCACGCUCCCAAGCGCAGCAGGAUGUGGGAUCGGAGAAUCCGUACCACGCGCGACGACGCUCUUCUGUCACAGAGCAAAACCCAACAUCGCCAGGGCGGACGCCCGUGUUCAAAUCCGGGGCUGCUAAUCACUAUUCAAAAUCGUACAAUUCUUCACCUCUGGUCCGAUCCUUUGACCAAACUGCUCAUCAGCAUCAACCCACCGAGGCCGCCGGUGGCAGGGAGGGCACUGAAUCCACCGCCUCCUUGACAGCCCCAUCGACCGUUUGGGAUGAGCUCGAUGACCUCAAGUCCCGGUUGCAUCGACUUGAGCUGACCGGAAAGCUACCGUCGACAUCGGCCGCUGCCGUUUCGAGGCUUGCCGAAGACCGACCACCCACAGCCACCACCACCGUGACAACAAUGUCGUCUUCUCCUAAACGCCAGGGCACGGGUGCCAACCAGCAGUCACAGAACCUGGAAUCACUGAGCAACGCUUCGACCCAAAAAGAGGCCUAUCCUAUACUGCACUCAGCCCUGUCCAAGUCGAAACCUUUCUUGAGCCCUGAUAUUUUCAAGACUCUCGAGGCUGCCGCCAACGACGCGAUGGCUCUGGCAACAAUGAUGGGCCAACCGGGCCAGCCAGGGCCAGUCUCGAGCAGUGGGAGUACGAUUGGGGUCGGCACGAAUCUGACGGAUCGUCAGUUGCGACGCAAGGCGGACAGUGUUUGCCGCAGUCUGACCGAGUUAUGCGUUGCACUUGGAGAGGAUGUCGCUCACGCCCAGCGUACGAGAGAGUCGAGCCAGCCACCAAAGGCAUCCCGAGCUCCCGCGCCGACCCAGUAUCACCCCUCAUCUUCGUCCACGCAAAUGGAUGGGCCAUCAACACCCACGGUUGCCAAAUCCUUUAGCAGCAUACACACUCGGCGGCCAAGCAUUGUUUCCGAGCGGACGUUGCAAAAGUCCGAAAACGUCAGUCCCGGCCGGGCCUUGUCCAAGUUUGAGGAGCGGAGACACACCAUACUGGCAAGCAGCGCAUUGCCGAGUCCCCGCGUCGUAGGCUCUACUCCCACAACGCCGCAGGAACCUGCCCAUCAGCGCAGGUCUUCUCUGCUCAUCUCGCGUACCCGCAGAGCUGCCACCGAGGAGCCUGAAGAGUCAGCCCCCGUCGCGGGUCGGAGAUCGUCGAUGCUGCUGCGUUCUCGUCGCGGCGACACCGAAGAGCCUGAAGAGGGCCGCCAGACGUCGAUGCUGCACGUCCGCAGCCGACGUGGGACCGUGGAUGAAGGCGAGCAAGCGUCUCGCCUGGCCGCCCCGUCAAGAGCUUACACCGAGGUCAAUGCCACGCGAGGUAGCAAUCGCGAGUAUACCGAGGUGGCCACAACCUCUAGAGGCCCGACACGCGAGUUCGCGCCUCAAACCCAUGCGUCAACAAGAGACAAUGUCCCACAACCACAGCAGCAGUCGGCCCUGCCUAGGCGCCGGUUUGGAUCGACGAGCACUACUCCCACAUCCCGUCUAGCAGCGCCAGGAUCCAUUAGCGCGCUGCCCACGGCCCUACCUUCGCGGAAGUACUUGGAGAGGUCACCCCAGGUGCAGGCGCCAGAGGGUGAGACCGCAGAGUCACAUCAGAGAGGCGGCGAGGAGCGCACACGACAACGCUAUUACUCGCUCGGGCAGAAUGUGUCGCUCAAUCGUUCUGGUAGUCUCAGCGCAAGGCGACAGAACCGUGACAGCACAAUUACGAAUGUGUCGAGUACAGCCACUGCGGGAGGAUACCGGUCCUGA
Molecule: messenger RNA, 3249 nt
Organism: Emericellopsis cladophorae
Lineage: Eukaryota; Fungi; Ascomycota; Sordariomycetes; Hypocreales; Bionectriaceae
Exons: 2
Coding region: 1-3249 (1082 amino acids)
Source: RefSeq, a predicted model, not a curated record